GAACAGUAGAGAUUGUCCACCCGAGCUAAGUGCAAAUUAAUUAAUAGCUAUAAGAUAGCUACACGAACUAACUCACGUUUAGGUUCAACGAUCGCUGAAUUUCGUUGAUCACCAAAAUUAUUGCCUGAUUAUACCAGCUCUAUAUAUACUGGAGAUUUGGACUACGCCGUUUCAUUUUUGUCAGUUUUGUGUCUUAUAUCUUAGUGAUACUUUCCAAAUGAGUUCGAUAGUAUUAACCGUGUUUUUGGCCAUGUUUUACACUAUCCAGGCUAUUCCUGUUGUUUUAAAAGGUUCAUCGCCCUCUGGCAAUGCGGUGGUUUCUAUAUCGUCCAAUGACCCUGUUGUAGUGCGAUACUUCACUAGUAAUUUCCCUGCUAAGUCCGUCAAACAAGAGACAGUGAUUACUCGAAGUCCAGGCGGAAUCGAGUCGAGAAGCUUCAGCAUCUCUGCACCAGGUCAGGCCGCCGCCGGUUCCGGACGCAAUUUCGUGUCCGCAUCAGCGUUAACAGCCCCAGGUCAAACUGCCGCCAGUUCUGGACGCAGCUUCGUCUCCACAUCGUCAUUAUCUGCGCCAAGUCGGGCCACUACUUCUGGUCGCAGUUUCGUCUCCACAUCAGCGUUAUCUGCACCAAGUCAAUCCGCCGCUGGUUCUGGACGCAGCUUCGUCUCCACAUCGUCAUUAUCUGUGCCAAGUCGGGCCACUACUUCUGGACGCAAGUUCGUCUCCACAUCAGCAGUAUCAGCUCCAGGUCAGGCCGCCUCCAGUUCUGGACGCAGUUUCGUUUCAACGUCAGCUUUCAACCCAUUUUUGACCCCUUUAUUCUUCAAUCCCAUAAACUUUGAAGGACUCGGUUUCGGAAAUUUUGAACCAAUGAAUCUAUUUAAAGGUUUCGAAAGUUUCCCUGAUGCCAGAUUCUCUGGACCGGGGACAAUCAGCGCUGUGUCAGCUGUCAACGACAACGGCCGUGUCUAUGGCAAUGUUAAAACUAUCAAGUAUAAUAGUAGACCUAAGACUAAUUAAAAUGUAAUGUGGUUAAUUGAUACAGGGUAAUAAAUAAGUAUGUAAGUUUCA
Messenger RNA from Plodia interpunctella (Indianmeal moth), 1072 nucleotides. Its product is annotated as protein SPT2 homolog. The transcript is spliced from 2 exons. NCBI's taxonomy places the organism in Eukaryota, Metazoa, Arthropoda, Insecta, Lepidoptera, Pyralidae. Bases 218 to 1021 code for a protein of 267 amino acids. The record is from RefSeq and is a predicted model, not a curated record.